UCCACGUCACUUGUGGUGGAUUCACCGCAAGCGAGACGCGAUUCUGACAUGACAAUUUAGCACUUUGACGUGAAACUCGCCGGAUGUGAUGCCACGAGUGUUUUGGCUUCAGGCUCAAACUGACAGCAAGCGCAAUAUCAGCGAGUUGUGAACAGAGGAUUCGCGUGAAGAGUGUCUGAUCUGGUGCUCGAUCUUCAUGGGUGAAUCAGGGACUCGUCGCUCCACCCUGGUCUCCAGGCUUCCCAUCUUCAGGCGCAGUGGCCGAAAGAGGCAGGACUCCCUCCCUUCCUCACCCUCCUCUGGCGGUGUUGGCAAUGGCGUCCACACAUCUUCUCCCUCCAGCACGAACUCCAGCUCCAGCAGCACGAGCAAGCGCCGCAGCCUGUUCCGUACACCGUCCCUCAGCUUCCACAGCAAGAGGAACAGCGACCCGAUCCAACUCAACCUGGACAAUCGCACCCAGGGGACUGAUGCCACCUUUCAAGAUGGUUGCGUCUCAAAGACUCGCCAUUCAUUUGGAUUCUGUGGACACAAAAAGAAGAUCACCCGAUCUCAUACGGAAGACCUCGAGAAAGCUUCGGCCAACAGAAACAGCGUGUUUAUUAACUGCAUCAGCUCAGGUACGAACGAGGGAGAUGAUUCAGGGUUUCUUGAUGACGUGAGCAGCAAGAGAUCUUCCAAGCAUAAGAAGCACCUGCUGCCCAAGUCCUUUUCAGCUCAUCAGCGGUUACCCAAGAACUCUUCUAAUAUCCCAGACCAGGUUCAAGGUCAGGACGGGGUGGAAGAACCUCCUAAAACUGGUACCCCUGGUUCCUGGCCUGGAGAACUGGCGGAGAGUUCCCUACAGUCACCUAUGAUCUCAGAAGACCGCACCACUGCAAUCACACCGUCUGAUUUCGUCCAUGUCACAGAAGACUCUGUCUCGGAAGUGGAUGCUUUGCCGGCCCCCAGUCCUGCUGCUCCUCCGGAAACCUCCAGCCAAGCUGUUUCUACCUCGCAGGUGUCCUUCACUCCAGCUGAGGGCACCUCAGAAAAGCCCCUACUGCCAGAUACCAGCCACACAGCCAACACACAGUGCGAGAGCACCACUGCCCAUACAGAGCCAGUCACACUGCAGACAGUGAAAGAGCUGAACCCUAAUCCAGAGCAGUCAGAGGCCAGUGAGAUUGAUCAAGCUCCAGAACUGAGUGAGGACAGCAGCUCCAAUCCAGAUCCCCGUGAGAGAAGGUCCAGAAAUUCUGUACUUAUUCAACAAACUGGAAGAUUAUCAGGCUUGAGCAAACUGGAGACCAGACCAAGUCACCUGAGAAAGCCACACACAGUGUCCAUGUGCAGUAGCGUGAGCCCAUAUCAUGAGGUGAUGCGUUUGGAGAGACGUUUACGCUCAGCCUCUGAGGGUGCAGGAGGACCCAGACUUCACCUCAAUCUCAGGGAUCCUCACUGCACGGAUGCCAACACUUUAUCCAAGCAGAGAACCAGCUCUUCAUCCUCCAAACUGGGCAGCCUGGAUGUUUUGAAUAACCUUGGCUCAUCUGAAUUGGAUGAGGAUGACCUGAUGCUGGAUCUUGACCUUUCUGAUGACCAGCGUCCUCAUCAUGCAUCCCGGGAGGAUUCAAGUCAGUCUCUUGCUUCAUGCCUCAACCUGUUGCCCUCACCGCUGGAGGCCUCCACAGACCGGACCCUUGGAAGAGACUCCAGGGAGCCCUUCUUCAGGGAGCAGCGGCCAAUGUCUCUCUGUCUGUCCCGUGAUGAUGAAGCUAUACCCGGGCUGGAAGCGCUGCCGUUCAGGCUGAUGCAGCAGGACUGCACAGCGGUAAAGACUCUUCUGCUGCGGUUACGCCGGACGCUGCAGGAGAGCACUGAGAUCAGCCCUGCCAGCAGUCUUCACUCUCUACCCAUAAGCCCCUGCAGUGAGAAAUCGCUUCCCUUUAAGGAUCCUGGGAGAGAGGAGAAUCAGUUCCUGCACCAGAAGCUGAAGGAGAGAGAUGAGCUUAUUGCACAACUUCAGGCUGAGUUGGAAUCCACCCGUGCUGCCCAGAGAUCUUCAUGCCAAAAAGCUGACAAAAGCACUCAGACAGAUUUCUUACUCUCAGAGACAAUCCAUCCAAUUCGACCCACAGGCCAAAACUGCAACAUUCCCAGCAGCAGCAGCAGGGAGCGAAGACCAGUUCGGCCUCUUGCUGCAGACCAGCACAACCGUCCCAGUGAAGUUUGCAGCAACGGUGGAGGAAGGAGAGCUGAAGGUGGGCAAUGUGUGUCUGAAAUACCCGGGCCUCGAAAGAAUGAUCAUCAAGGGCCAUCUCAAAUCCCUCGUGCGGUGGCUGGCAGCAGCGUGAGCCUUCCUAGCAAAGGCAGUCCGUCUCGCAGCCUGUCCUCAGACAGCGAACGGGGCCCACGCAGCGAACGAGGGCCUAUUCCUAGGCUUCAAUCUUCCUUUACCGGCCGUCUAGGUCAACCUCCCCGUGGGCCUCUGUCUUUACACAUGUACAGGCGAAACAACGUCUUCCUACAGCACUCGCUCCACACAGCCGAACUGCAGGCUCUUGCUCAGCAGGACGGUUGAAGACACAUCCUAAAACACUAACACGUAUCUCAGACGGUGCAGUUCCUCAGCGACCGCCAGUACCUUCAGACCCACAGCCCAGGCUCUCAAACCUCAACCGCACACAGAGACUCUUCUUAUCCUAUGUGGAGUUAAACUUGUCAGCUCUAUUAAGUGUCAAAACCCAAUCCGCCGUCUGCACUAUACUUAAGCCUUUUGAAGAAAUUUAGGAUAUGCUGCUCAAAUAAGUACUUUAGAUUGACAGUCCAGUAAUGUGAGAGUUUCAAGACAACACUAUCUCUAUGUACAGUUCUGCUGAAUUUUUUAUUUUUUUUUGCUUGUUUCAUUGAAAGAAAUCCAGGGUCCAACAUUAACACUUACCUGGCUGCUGAUUCAAGUAAAAUGUGAUUAAUUGAACUAGGUGCCAGGUAACUAUGAUAUUUAAUGGUUUAAAUUGAAUCGCUGGUGAUAUACUGUUCAAAAGUUUAAGGUCAGGAUUUUGUUUAUUUAUUUAUUUAUUUUAAAAGAAGCCUUUUCAGCUUACUAACUCUACGUUGUGAAAAAUUAUAAUCUAUAAAAAAUAAUGAAUAAAUUAUAAAUAAAAAUAUAAUAAUUUAUUCCUAUUAGGCAUGGGCCGGUAUAAGAUUCUGACGGUAUGAUAACCUUGGAUAAAAACAUAACGGUUGCACGGUAUUCGGAUUAUUGCUCUAAAAUAUAUUCUUUUUAAAUGUCUGGGUAAAAAAAAAGACCUAUUUCAGCUUUGAACACAUUAUAUUUAAUUUGGACAAACAUUUUAAAUGUUUUGAAACAGUAAACAUGUCAGGCUAAAUAUUUCAGAUGAAUCGUUGACUUCUGCUUUCGUCAUUGGUUUCAAAAACACAGAUUUCUUCACAAUUUAAAUGGCAUCUUUGGAUAUCUUUUCUGCUGGAGAUACUGUUGUCUUAAAAAACAAAAAAUCUUACAUGUACUGUAAAACUUUGACUUUUCCAAACCGCGGUGCACCUUGAAAACACUUAUCAUCCCAUGCCUAUUUCCUAUGAUGCAAAAGUGAGUUUUCAGCAUCAUUAUUUUAGUUGUAAAUGUGAAAAUAUUUCAGAAACUAUUAAUAUUUGCUAAUUUAUUACUCAAUUAAAUUGAUGAUUUUUUUCAGGAUUGUUAUUUAAUAAAGCAUUCAAAAUAAUAUGAAUUUAAAAUAUUUUAUUAUGUAAUAAUACAAAUGUAUGUUCUGUCCCAUUUGAUCAAUCAUUAAUGCAUGGGUGCUUAUAAAAAGUAUUUUUUUUAAAGAAGUUUCAACCGACCAUAAACUUUUGAACUUUAUAUGUGGUACAACUACCAUAAUCAAAAUGUGAGGAACAAAUUCAUGUGUAUGUGGAAGAUGUGGAAAACUGGCACAUUUGAAUGAGAGAAAAAAAGGGCUAAACAUCAGCCAAACAUAAAAAAAAAUGUAUAAUUUAGCUUCAUGGCCAGUACAAAAUGUCUAGCCAAUAUUUUUCCUCAAUUCUCCCACCAUUAAUAAGUGUGCCAAAAAGUUAAUUUUGGACUUCAUCAAAUCCUUAUUAAGCAAAGUAUGCAAAAACCAUUUUCUCCUCUUUACGUCUUAGCCUAAACUCCCUUGAUUGUUAGAUUAAGCCCAAUCUGUAGUGAUGAUUAUAAUAGCAGGUCACUCAAACCGCUCAAAUCAUUGUUUUUUUUUUUCACCAGCAACCAUGACACUGAAGAUGUGUGCGAAUAUUGCCAAAUCAAUCCUCAGUCGAAGAGAGGGCGUUGAAGCCCUUGCUGAGUAUUACCCACAUGUUGUCAGACCUCUUUUAGGGAGUUUAACACUCAUUACCCUUUUCUAAUUGCAAGAUACUCUUGCUCUCUUUUAUUCACAUUCUUUUUGCAGCAAACAAAAAAUGAAAGCUAAAGACGUUUCCUGCACUGAAUUUAAGCUAAAUGGAUUUGACAACUCUUGUGGAAGGAUUCAGCAAGAGCCUGGAGUUGAAUCUCAAAACAGCUGGACUGCAAGGAAGAAAUGCCCAUCAUUAGUUAAAGUAGUAGAAACCUCCAUGCAGAUAAAUGAACUUCAUUAUUACAUUUGGCAUUGGAAGGACUUCACAUAUUCAUUUCAAAAUAGAUGGCAACUAAAUUUAAUUAAACAUGCCGAUAACUUCAGUAAAUGUAAAACUGCCAUAGACGCACUCUUAAAAGAGACGCUUGAAAUGAGGAAUGGCCUAAUUCUGGCAGCGUUGGAAACGACGUUGGUGUAACGUUACAGCGUUGACCCGGCUUUGCGGAUCAGGAGCUCAAGCAAGGACGCAUGGAGGAGAAGGAAACCCUGAAGAAACGCAGUUCCAUCCAUCCAGCAGGUCUGCUCCCUGAGGUCCACUGCUCCAAUUUCAGCAAUCUGUUGGGAGCACCAUCACUUCUUCCUCUCUCUCUCUCUCUCUCUCUCUUUCUAUCUCGAUCUCCUUCUCCCUUCCAGACCUACUUCCAGCUCUCUGUAUGUUCGGGCUCAGGGAGAGAAAGGCUUUAGCGCAGUCUCACCGAUACACACUCCAGGACCGAAAUCACACUUUCCAAACGCUGAUGUGUUUGUGUUGUAGUCAGGGUGCGAAUUAAAAUCUCAUAAACCAAUGCUAAAUGGGAGAUUUAUAUGUAAAUAUAUAGGGAACUGAUAAUUAGGGUCUAUCAAUCAAUAUGAAAAGGAUGAUGGAAAAGUAUUUAAAUAAUUAUUAAUCAAUUUUAAUAUUUACGUAUACACUUGAAAUGAUUAAAUUAUUAGCAUUUUUUUUUUGGUCUGUUGAAAUGCUUGAUUCUGAUUGGCUAGAAGGUGAAAUUGCUUAAUGCACAGGUAGAUCCAGUUCGUUUUCAUCACAGUUUGAAAUAAAAGCUCUUCCCUCAAACAUUAGAAGUAACCAUGUAAUGCAGAGACAAAUGCCGCAGUCUUCAUUCCUCCGUGUAAUCUUGAGGACACCGAUGUGUGCUUCACUAGGGAGCCAAUUGGAUUUAACAACUUGCAAAUAUUUUCAAAAACAUUUGUGAAGUGGUAGCUAAUACAUGUUACUAUGAGCUAUUAGAUAUGCCCCUGUCAAUUACAUGCAAAUUCGCAAUCUCCAGCAGGGACUAGGAGAUCUAGCAUGUCAACACUGACCAAAAUUUAGUCAAAUAUUGCACUCCAAAAGCAGUUUUAAAUUGAAUUUGGCAAAUUACCACAGAAUAAAAACCCUGGGUGAUUUUAUAGAAGGUAUUAUCUAUUAUAUUCUAUUUUAUUCAUAACAUCUAUUAAGUGUGUAUGCAGGAUGGAUAAUCAGUGGAUUACUGUGUUUUAAUGAAUUUUAUCUACUCGACUCGUAUUGCCUUUAUGAAGUGCAUUUAAAACCCUUUAUAACAUUGCUCUCUGGAAUACUUGAUUCUGAUUAAUCGGUCGUGUCAUUCCAAAGUAUGUUAUUUUCAGAUAACAACUGUUGAACCAUCAGAAAGAGUGAGCAGAUAACAACCGCUGAACAAAUAACACCGGUUCAUCGGGGUACUUGACCUUCAGUGAAUACAUUCACAUCCAUAUUUAUAUGCUUGUAAUAAAGCCCUUAAGGCUCAUACAAAAGCCCUCCGCUUUGCGAUGGGCUGCUGAUAACAAUGUCAAGUGGCAUAGCAUCGAUUAUCCCUACU
Molecule: messenger RNA, 6190 nt
Organism: Danio aesculapii
Lineage: Eukaryota; Metazoa; Chordata; Actinopteri; Cypriniformes; Danionidae
Gene: ccser1
Product: coiled-coil serine-rich protein 1
Exons: 10
Coding region: 197-2563 (788 amino acids)
Source: RefSeq, a predicted model, not a curated record